Molecule: messenger RNA, 703 nt
Organism: Meloidogyne enterolobii
Lineage: Eukaryota; Metazoa; Nematoda; Chromadorea; Rhabditida; Meloidogynidae
Source: the annotation of a GenBank genome assembly
AUGUACUAUACAAUAUUUUUUAUUAAUACAGAUAUUCUUCCAUCACAAAGACAUCACUUAUCUGCAACUUUAUUGGGGGAAAACGAAGAAAGGAGGCAAAAAACAGAAAGGGCUUUCAGUUUAGGAAUUUUCGAAUCUUCACAAGAUGAUCAUCUUUAUUGGAUAUCUUUACUUCCAAAUAAGGAUACCCAAAAGAAUCGACUUCGUUUAAUUAAAAGUAUUUUCUCAGAAAAAUGGCAGAAUGCCAACAAUUCGCGUUUCCGUCCAUUUUCUAUUUUAAAAGCUUAUGCAACGAAGUUUUGGACAAAAGAAAGUUUUAAUGGAAGGACUGGACAAAUUAAUAGAAGACCUCCUCCACACAAUGAAUGGCUUCCAUUAAUUUCUGAUUAUGCAUUGGCCUUAAAUUUAGCUCAAAAUAAAACACAAAUUCGCAAAAAAAUGUUUGGGCUUCGAAUGUUUUCAAAUAAUCCAUUUCCAACGCCUCCUGCCGACUGGUUAUUGUCUGCUGUUUUUCUUUCUUCUGGCCUUUGUUCUGAUUCUACAAUUGAUUUACUUGAAAGACUUAUACUCAACCGUGAGUGAGUUUUGGAAAUUUAAUUGAAAAAUUUGGAAUAAUAUGGAGUACGGGAAAGGAAAAAUCCGGAUGAGGAUUAACUGUAUAGGAGUGGUAAUUGAGCGGCCCCUUGUUUUCAUAUUCACUUAA